GAGUUGCCACAGUAUGAAUUGAGUGGUCCGUCGCUCUCAAGAGAUGAACGACAUGAGUUGAUAUCUUCGUUGAAUAAUGUCAUGCUGGAGAAUGUGGGAUCUCCAAUUAUUUAUACUUUGGUCACUAUGGUGAAAAAUUUCCUCGAGGUAAAGUUAGUAUUGGAACGUCUCCUGGAAAAUCCGAAAAUUGCUCGUGCUACUCACAACAUCUAUGCUUAUCGAAUCAUCCAGUCCAAAGAUGGACGAAUCACAAGGUUGCAAAACUGCUUUGACGAUGGGGAGACAGGAGCCAGUAGCAAAAUGCUGCAACUACUGGAAAAAAUGAGAGCAGACAAUGUACUCGUUAUUGUUUCACGAUGGUAUGGAGGCAUUCACCUAGGUCCAGAUCGAUUUCGUCACAUCACUAAUCUUACUUACGACAUUCUGUCAAAGCUAGAAGCAUGA
Messenger RNA from Angiostrongylus costaricensis, 444 nucleotides. The record is from the annotation of a GenBank genome assembly. Lineage: Eukaryota; Metazoa; Nematoda; Chromadorea; Rhabditida; Metastrongylidae.